Molecule: messenger RNA, 14932 nt
Organism: Nematostella vectensis (starlet sea anemone)
Lineage: Eukaryota; Metazoa; Cnidaria; Anthozoa; Actiniaria; Edwardsiidae
Exons: 6
Coding region: 225-14285 (4686 amino acids)
Molecular function (GO): ubiquitin-protein transferase activity; ATP hydrolysis activity; ATP binding
Source: RefSeq, a predicted model, not a curated record
CUUAGGAGGUACUUACCCUUAGACAGUGUAGCGGUGCAUGAUCGCACUCCUCCGUCAUGUUGUCUGGAGGGAAUUCCCGGUGAAGUUUGCUAAGCUGGCAUUUUUCACACUUCAUUUUACCCAGCGCCUACGAUAGCAAAUGAGUCAUUUCGCCCGUGGCUAGAGAACAAUGAAGACUGCAAAAGUUUCGGGUUGUUAAGAAUCUCACCAUGAUCGAAUUCUAAAUGGAAGAGAACAGUAUACCACAUGGAUACGUUGAAGGGAAGAUAUCUGAGUGGGAGAACCAAGCGAUGAAUGUUGGUCACCAAUCAGCAGAUGGCGGCAGGCAGGAUGUCCAUCGUGACAACAAACCGCCAACGCAUCAUCAGGAAGUGCUCAAGGCUGUCCUACAUCUGUAUGUUGACCAUGAAGUCGAAAGUGCAGAGGCUAUAUUCGAGAAGCCGAUAGAAGAGCAUAGAAAUCUGACCCUCAAGUUAUUCAAUGCAGGCGGACUUGACAAGUAUUGGAAAUCAGAGGAGAUCAUUAUCCCAAAAAAGGAUUAUGACAGGGUGCGAUACAAGUUCAUUGUAAAAUACCAAAAGGGUGUCUUUGGUAAAUUAACAAGUUUAUUUGGCUUAGGUUCUAAUGAUAAAGUACAUGAACGGAUUUCCAGAAAACUGUACAAAAGUCCAGAUCAGUUUUGCAUCUUCGACCCUCACGGCCACAAUAUUGACGCCAUGAGUAACGGGCAUUUCUUCUUUAUCAAAAUGCUUUACGACGAGACUAAAUAUAUGAACACAUCCUGGGAACUUUUGAUAAAGUGUGAACAUGUAGGAUUCGGUUCAUUAUACUACGGCCAGAAGCAGCUUGACAAGUUCGCUGAGUGGCUGACAAAAGAGGUAGAACAGGGGUUAUCUUACCACCAAAGUUGCUUAAUUUGCGUCCUUUUAUAUCAGCUCGUCAGUAAUCAAUUUUAUCGCUACAAACGAACAAUCGUGUUAUCCACCAUAGUGAAGAAACGCACUGUCGAUACAAUUCUUGAGUCUCUUCAGUCUUGCCCAAAGGAUUAUCUUCCUGAUUCCUCAAUUGAGAGUCUGAAAUGGGUUAGUAAUAAUCUUCAUCGUGCAAGUUCUAAGACAACGAGACUUCAUUAUAUCAACAAUUUUCUAAGUACUCUCGGGGUAGACAUCGUUCUGGAUUUCUGCACUAGCCAUGAAAUGGAGAAAGAGACGGAGUUUGACAGUAUAGUUUCAAGAAUUCUUGAAAGGCUAGCUGUUUGCGAAGAAAAAAAUGCUACUAAAAUGUUUGCAUACCUAAUAGACAAGGCUCCUGCGCUUUCAUCUUUGUGGAAACUUCAUGUUGCUCUUCAAAGCAAUGCAACGUCCUGCACUGACCUGUUCCUCAAAAAAAUAAGAGAGCUUUUUGCAUGGUACAAGAAACCCAACUUACUUGAAGUCGACUUUUGGCAACAAGUCCCUACUGGCCUGAAGGAAGCUCUUGCUGUCGAGUUCUGUCACCAGCUGGCUAGGCAAAUGAAAGAUUCGACUCGAAGGGCAGAGCAGAAAACGGAUAUAGUUAUCACUUACCUGCUUGACAGAGAUUUGCAGAAAUUUGCAAAGGAGGACGUGUACAAAGUGCUAGAGACACUAGCCGCAUCAGUCUCCAUUGAACAUCAAAACGCAGCCCGCAACGUACUCAAUCACCAAAACAUAGCACAACUAUGGGACGCUAUAGAAGAAGACAAACGUGAGAGGUUAGCAAUCGCAAUAUUCGAAGGUUCAACAAGAAAAAUGUCUGGGAAGUUACGCAAAGAAAAGGUGAACAUAUUGUUUGAGUGUCUAGCAGACAUCUGCCAGAUUGGCGUCUGGAAAAACGACGAGAAACUUCUGAGAACUCUUCGCAAGACGGCUUGCGUUAAAGCAAAAGAUAUGGGCCUGGAUGCUGUAGUUGAUGCUUACGAAUCAAUAUCAUCGCUCAAGGAAGCUGCAACAUACAUGAAACUGCUACGAAGCUUGGUAGCCGUGGAACAGGCGAGAGGUGAUUCAGUGUCGCAGCUGUUGGGCAUUGUUAGGAAAUGUUUCCCUGACAUUGAUCGAGGUAGAGAAGAAAUACUUCUUGCUCUUGUUUGUCAGUCGACGCUACUGCAGUCCAACAACGACACAAGCUGUGAAGCUGAUGUUCUUCAGAAGAUGAUCGAGGCGUUUGACCUGUGGAAACUUGCCUUUGGAGCAAAAGGAGAGGUCGCGAGGCUGACUCGAGACGACAACUACCUCCGUGCAAAGAGGGCUGUGAAAUGGUUUGCAAACACUACUGCUGAUGGGACGUUGCCAUUUGGAUUCCUCGAGAAACUAGACAAGAGCAAAUUGAUUGAGUUUUGCUGUUUGACAGAAUGCGAUCCUGGGGGAGGAAACGAAAAGGACCUUUCACUGCGGAGUAGGUGGUCGAAGCGUGUGCAUUCCUUGAUUGACGAGAAGACGAGUGUGAAGGAAAAGCUUCGCAAACUAAACAGAAUUUUAAACGAUGUCUUCAAGACUGCCAGCUUCUUGAAGUUGGAACUUCGAGACAAAAUUACAAUCUUGGAAGAGCUAAGCGUAAGAGGAAAAACUCUAGAUCGUACAACUUAUGCAGAGGCGCUUGAUUCGGCCUACUGGGGUCCACUUGGAAGUAUAAUUAACUGCGUAGAAGGCGUCGACAAGUUCUGCGAUUUGAACAUUUUCGCAAAUUGUAUGUCAGCGAGUCUCCAUGAAUUUUUUAAGAAAAAAGACCACUCAACAGAAGAUAAAGAUGACACCAUGAGCACAGCCGAGUUGUUGUCCAUCAUGACUGAUCACGUCCUCCCCUAUUUCAAGACAUUCGUGCCGAAGAUUCUAGCACCUGAUGGAAGCAUCACAGUUGGUGAGAUGGACCAGGUUUUAAGGGGAAUCGAUGAUGUGGAAGGCGAGCUUCAACGGGCAUGCAGAGUGCUUGAUAUUGACGUAAUACCAGGGCCAACAAAGGGGAUGAUUGCCAGUUACAAAAAUUUCCCCGACACUAAGAGUAAAGUGGAAUCUGUGGUUGAAGUACUUCGUACAUUUGAACUCUGCAACGACUCAGAAAUGAUUACCGCUCUAAACGCCUUUGUGGAAGUGGCGAGUCCAGAGGUGACUUUGAAGUACCUCUUCGAUUCAAUCAACCAGAAGGACGUACAAAUGGUAGACAAAACGAUCACUGACGACUUGGCUGACAUCAUGAAAGAGCUAAGCGUCUCUAAAGAGCUCGUCGACUUUGUACGAAAGACAGCAAAUGAUGACAUGGUGUAUCUUAUUGAUGCCGUAGAAGAGCACUCCGACCAGUUAGUCCAAGCCUCGACAGUAUCAUACCUUAUCGACGUCCAUCGAUUUGUCUGUGGACUAAUCAAAAGCACGAACCCUGAGGAGUUUAUUCAGGCUAUCGAAAGUAGCUACAACAACAUCAAGACUGCUACAAAAGAACGGAAGAAAAUAAGCAAGUCCACAGAAAUGGCAGCCAAGGUUAAAGUGUGCGGACAGCACGUGCAUAGCCUUCGAGGGCUACACGAAAGCCUAGAAAAUCGCGGUGAGCUUACUAAGCAGAUCAUUGCCAACGCCGUUCGACGUGGUUGUUUCCAAAUAGAAAUGAAGAGAGAUGGUCCUUGUGAAGUGCUGCUUACGUAUCCGCGUAGGGAGGGUGGAGACGAACGUGGAGAAAAAUAUAUGGUUGACUUGCACGACCUUCGAAGCAGGGCUCUUCUUAUCGUCAACGCCGACAAAGGAACCGAUGAUGGCCACAUGGAGAGGCAAGGGGAAGUUGUUACUCCAGAAGAACUAUCUCAAUUUAUUGAGCAGGUCGAUCUUGUAACGGAAGUGAGCAGAAAGUAUGAACUUUUGCGCGAUUCGGGGUUGCCAACAUUCCAGAAAAAACACUGGAAGAAACUAACGUCGCUUGAAGAUAUUCAAAAACUCGAAAAAGCUCUUGAAGCUGAACUCAUGCAAUGGAACGCGAUUCUGAGUAAGGCACGGGGAAAACACUUUUUCCUGAAUUUUUUCCAUGCCAGCCAGAUUUGGAAUUUGAAGCAGUUUUUCACAAGUAAAAGCGGCCCUGCAACAACUGAAAAAAGAGUUGCAUUCAACAUGCUUAGGCUGAUAGACCCUCGGUUAGAGUACAAUGAGAUGGACGGGCUUAAAGAUAUGUACAAAGCACCAAAGAAAAACGACACAGAAGCCGAACUGUGUGCAAUCGGCGAGGCAUUAGGAAGCAUCUUCGAAAAACAUUCUCCCGUUGAAGAAAAAGUCACAGUUUCAAGCAUGUCUGAAGGAAAUGUUGAACCAGGGAAAGUCUUUGUUGCUGUUCUAGAGCCAGAGAGCAAGCAGACCAUCCACGUUAUCAUGUCUCUAUUCCAGAACACCACAGCUUCGUUGCCAAAGCCAAGCCAAGUGUUAUUUUGUCAUCCUGAGACCACAUGGGAAGAAGUAGAGCUACUAUUACUUCGAGCAUUCGAAGCAAGCUCCCAUAACCGUCUUAGUGAACUUCACUGCAUUGCCAACGUGCAGGGUCUUCCUAACGAUUUGCAGUUUGACUUGGUCGAUACGAUUAAAAAAUUCACAGCCUCAAGCAAAGGAUCGUUUCGUCUUGCAGUUGUUUGUUGCGGUGGGGCUCAUAAUCAUUUUGCUGAUGAGUUUGCAGACAAUGUCCACCAUUUGGGAGGAAUGGCUGACGCUGAUAUCAGACAAGUCCUGGCCGAGCAGCGACCACAGGUCUAUCUUGUGACCUCAGAGCUUCCUGGACAAGGAAAAACAGAGACUAUCCACACUGAUGCUGCAUUGAAACGUAGAAAAGUUUACACAGUUCCCAUCAGCGGACCAAUGUCACGUUCAAAGAUCGUUAAUCUUUUGUGUAAAUGUUGCUUUAAGCCGUUUCACGCAAUCCAUUUCAGCAUUGGUGCCGUCGACGAUCCACAGGAGCUGGACAUCUUGUUGUUUGAGCUAAUUGUAGUUGGCUCGUUGGCUGCAGGAACCAAACUGUUCCAGUUACCCAUUGACGCUAUUUAUAUUGAGAUUUCAAACACGCUAGGUCAUUCGCUGCGUGAUUCCUUGCCCGUUACAAAGUGUUUUAAGCGUCUGGAAGGAAGGUGGGAAGAGUACAAGAAUACCAUCACGAGUAACGAAAUCACAAGUCCUAUCCAAGUAGUGUGCCAUUAUCUUUUAGCUCGAGAGAAGGGAACGUUGGAAACAACCGAGCUACUGUUUAGCGGGCCUCAAAAGCUCAAGCCGCUGAGUGGAAAACAAUGCAUGCGACUUCUGGCGCAAUAUGUGGUACUGGGCACUGAUCCGUCCUUCAGUAUUCUCGAGAACUUCUUAACUGUUCUUGCCGACCAGCUGAUAAAGUUCACGCGAAGCCAGUUCUUCAAGCCUCAACAUCUUUCAUCGAUGUUUCAAAAGGGACAGGGGCAUGACGUCAGAGUGAAAAUGUUCGAUGCGUUAUUCCAAGUAGCACUUAGUUUCGCUGCACGCUCUGUUGCCACAUGCAAAGCCGUACAAGCUGAGGCGAUCAGUGAGAAGCAAAGUCGGGAUCACACUAAGACAAACCUCUUGGAAACCAAAGCGACAGCCGGGGACAUGGUCGCUCGUGUCGAAAGCAUGAUAAAGUGGGCAGAUAACGAAAACGUUGUCAUCGUGUUCCAUGGUUCGGGAUCCGUAACAGCAAUAUACCGUGCAAUCGAGAAAGUACCACAGUCAGUGAAUGAUCUCUUUCAAAGUCAGGCUGUGGAAGGCCCAGGACUCGAGGACUACAACAAGAUGUCCCAAGAAGAUCUUCAAGUCAGGCUCGAAAGGAUCUGCAAUAUAUCCAACAACAAGACGCAGACGGAAAGUAAUGGAUACGCGUUGACUCCCGACAAUUUCAUGAAGAUGGCACUGAUACUUCAGCGCAUGCAAGCGGGCAUCCCUAUUAUCAUCAUGGGCGAAACCGGAUGCGGAAAGACCAGUCUUGUCAGAUAUCUUGCCGUAACUUGUGAUGUGAAGUUCUACUACUUCCAAUUUCACGCUGGCAUCACCCAAGAUCAGAUAGUCAAGUUCAUUCGCAAGAAAAACCAGGAAGCCAAUAAUCUGCAAAAGACAGGCAAGCCCGUUUGGGUUUUCCUUGAUGAGAUCAACACAUGCGAUCACCUUGGAACAAUCAACGAGAUCGUAUGUCACAGAAAUCUUCUUGGAACUCCGUUGGCAUCAAACCUAGUCUUCAUUGCAGCUUGUAAUCCGUACAGGCUCCGUGACGAGGGGAAAAUUCUGACUGCGGGGCUAGGCGGUAAAGCCGACACAGAUGAAAAGUCAAGACUCGUGUAUCGUGUCCAGCCCUUGCCCGAGACCAUGAUCGACUAUGUUUGGGACUUUGGCUCCCUAGACGAGAAAGACGAAGAAGCGUACAUUGGGAGAAUGGUAGAGGGAGUGCUGAAAGGGAAGCACCGAAAGAUGCUAGUCGAGUUGCUAGCUGCAUCUCAGGCUUUUGUAAGGCUUGUGGAAAAGAACCCCUACUGUGUUAGCCUGCGUGAUGUACGUAGAACAUCAGUUCUGAUCAACUGGUUUGCGGAAAUGCUGGAAAAAAGAAAAGACCUUCCAGACAAGGAGGUGCCGCAAAAUCUUAAGAAGUAUUUUGAAGAUUCCAGAAAGGUCGAUGUAGACAUGCGCGCAAUAAUCCUGUCUCUUGCGCACUGCUACGUCUCUCGUCUACCUUCCACAGACAUUCGAAAGAAGUAUUGUGACAAGAUGACUCAAAUCUUUCAAACCGACAAUUCAUCAUUUUCGGUAAAUGCAUUUCAGUCAGUGGUUCGCGCAGAGCAAGAGGAUUAUCUCCUUAGAAUGGAGCUCCCAGAGGGAACUGCUCGAAACGCUGCACUGCGCGAGAACGUCUUUGUCAUCCUCGUGUGCAUUCUGAACAGAAUCCCUGUUUUCGUGGUAGGAAAGCCGGGUUGCAGCAAAUCCUUGUCGAUGCAAAUCAUCCGAAGCAAUCUGCGUGGGAAGGACUCGAAAGAUCCAUUCUUGAAGACUCUUCCGCAGCUGUUUGUGGUAUCAUUUCAAGGAUCAGAGUCUUCUACAUCUGAUGGAAUUGAGAAGGUGUUCGAAAAAGCGAAGAAGUACAAGAAAGCUGACAACGUGCUCCCGGUGGUGUUGCUCGACGAGAUUGGUCUUGCUGAGGUGUCCAAGUUUAAUCCCCUGAAAGUUCUCCAUCGCCUUCUGGAGCAUGGUGAUGGAACGCUCCCUGAUGUGGGUGUGGUCGGGAUCUCCAACUGGGCACUUGAUGCUGCGAAGAUGAACAGAGCUGUUCAUCUCUCGCGCCCCGAACCUGACGUAGAAGAUCUUUUCCAAACUGGACUAUCUCUGCGUGAAGCACAGGUUAGUCAAAAUGAAAGGAGUAGGACUCGUUCUGGAAAGGCAUAUGAUUCCUCUCAACAGUACGACAAGGAUCAGAUUCGAAGCUUAGCAGAAGCCUACUUCGACUACCAGAAGAAUCAGAAGCAAGAGAACUUCCACGGCCUGCGAGAUUACUACUCGAUGGUGAAGUGCAUCGGCAACAGGAAGGACGCCGACGAAUGCAAUGCAAUUCAGGUCGCUUUACAAAGAAAUUUUGGCGGCCGUUCUCUUGGAACUGGAAAAAUCCAGAGUGUGUUUCUGGAGAAACUAAAGAAACACCAGGUUGUAGGGGAAGAAACUAGUCUACCGGUGAAAGAUUUGAUCCGCGACAACCUUUACGACAAGACGGCUCGACACUUGAUGGUCAUCACUAACGGCGAUUCAGCCAUUGGAAUUCUUGACAGCACCUUGGCCGAUCUGAAGAAAGAGAAGAUAACAAUUUUUGGGAGUCGUUUUGAAGAGGAUCUAUCUGCUGAUUACAACUAUCGUGUAUUAAGUCGGAUCAUUCUCUGUAUGGAGCGAGAUUGUGUGCUGAUUCUCAGAGAUCUGGAAAACAUCUACGGUAGCCUGUAUGACAUGCUUAACCAGAAUUACGUGGUUGUCGGGGGAAAGAAGAAUUGUAGGGUCGCUCUAGGGCCAUACAGCAAUCCUAUGUGCCAAGUACACGAUGGUUUUCGGUGUAUUGUUCUUGUUGACCAGUCUAAAGUAGAUUACACAGACCCACCUUUCCUAAACCGCUUUGAGAAGCAGUUGUUGAGAUUUUCUGACGUCUUGUGCCCGGAGCAAGCAUCAAUCAUCGAGGAACUGAAGAAGUGGACGAAAAACAUAUCCAAUUGGGAUGUCGAGGUGUCGUCUGAAUACCAGUCUCAGGACGAGUCUAACGAGGUGUUUGCUGAAUGCGACAUGUUCGCAGGUUUUCACGAGGACACUCUCCCUUCCCUUGUUUUGAAGAUAUCGGAAAACAAUGACCUGCCGAGAGAAGAAAUCGUUCGAAGCUGUAAGAACCACCUUAUGGACGUGGCUUGUCCUGAUGGUGUUCUGCGAAGUGAGAAGUCUAGACUCAAUCAUGAAAACGACGAAGAAGUAAGACAUCUCUCAACAGAGUACUUCAACUCACCGCAACAUCAUGGUUUCAGGUAUUACUUGGAGUGUAGCCUGAAUACAGAGGAAGAUGAGCAGUGCAAAGGAAGAAAGUUUCUAGUAAUGACACACAGUAACAUCCACGCGGACUUGAGCAAAGAGCUAGAAGGGCUGGUAGAUGUGCAGUCUGAGAAACUGAGCUCUUUCAAGUCUGAAAAGCAGCUUUCGAAACGAAUCAAGCAAUUCUGGUUAGAUGAGCACAAGUCACUCUUUGUUCUGCAGUGCCUACCUGAGCACGAUUCUGAGCAUAUGCUGCUUGCUAAAGCCAAUAUCGAACUGCAAAGGGAGAAAUACUUCCGGACAAGAGGGAGUAAAUCGGAGAUCCCUGCCAAGCAUGUGUGUAUUGUGGUUCAUUUACAACGAGGAAGACAUGGCUUUAAGAGUUAUCCUGAGGGCUGGCAGUUCAAUUUCUUAAGCGGGUGGACACAGAUGAUGUUGGACGAGCUUCAGAGGCCUCGUGUAUCGAUCAAUAGUCUUCUCGGUAUUGAAAUAUCAAACACCCUGACCGCUGAUGUGAUUCCUAUCAGAAAUAUCAUCUCCAGUCAACUGAGUUGGUGUUUCACCCGAAUAAGGUAUCCUCCAUCUAUGAAACUAAGGCCUGAUGAGAUUCUUAAACGGGCAAAAAACAUUUGCUCAUCUGAAGUCGUUCUUGAAUGCUUUCAAGACAUCAUCAAGCUCUGGCUCAGCAAAGAUGAAGAUGCAGUGUCCACUAUAGAGAAAGAAGCUUGGCAGGUUUCUGUUGCAUGUGAUCGUAAAGCGCUAGCUAACUGUUCCACAUUCGUCAAAGCCUUAGAGCACUUUGUUUACAGUCGCAUUCGCGAGCCUCUUGCCAAAAUAGUGUUCUUUAUGGAGAACAAUUCGCUCUGGAAUUGUAUUUCUGGUAGUGAGGAGAAGCUAACAACUUGGCGAGAACUGAUGGAUGACCCAGAAAUGUUUGACAUCAACAAGGUUUCUGAUCAGCAAGGGGCGGAAUCCCUUGUGUUCACAGGCACGCAGGUGGAACAGUUAUUCCCGUUCUCGCCCUUCUUUCGCCAGAUAAUCGACAACGCGUCUGAGUUUUAUAGUCAGGAGUACCGAGCACUGCUUCUUGACGACGGUAAUCUGGAUAUGGAAGGAAGACUGACCGCCAACUCUAGGAAACUCUUGCUUGCCAGAGUAUGUAGUGUGGUUGAGCAACGCAUCCCAGCGUUACUGAAUUCAAGCUUCCUAUGCUCGCACAUUGAAGACUAUGUAGAUGAUAUUCUGGACGUGAAGUCUGAAAUGAUGUCCUCUAAACUGUGCAGAGAAGUCCGUGUUAAACUUCUAAGGACAGCAUUUCUGAAGGAAAAAGAAGACAGCAUAGUAUCUAUCGUUUCUCUUGUCCAUAGCUUUUUCUGGGAGGAAGAUAAUGUUGCUGUUCCCUUGAUUGAGUUCGUCACAGCCGCCCAGGACGUUACUGGAUUAAAUCUUGAUCAGGUGAUUGAUUCCUUUCUUAAAAUGAAGGAGGGAUUAGGAAACGAAGACAAAGAGCUCGAAGACACUGCUGCUGUUGACGAAGAGACGGAAAAGGAAGAACAGGGAAGCAGCAGAACGUCACCAAUUCCUGUCCAGGAGUCACUUUGUGAUAUCGAUGUGCAAUCCAAAGAACCCACAGAACACGAUGAGCGGAGUUUUGCUAGACAGGAAGUUGUUUCCCUGGAAUCAGUUCUUGAUCAUGAAAAUCCCACGUCUAAGCAUUAUGAAACUUGUGAUCCAACAACAGCAGCUGAAGAUAAAGUCAGAGAGGACUAUUCAAGUGAGGAGUGUAAAGAAGAAAGUGCAGAGCACCAAGACGACACCUCUCAAGAAUGCGAAAAAAAAGGAGAAGAUAUGCAAGGAAUUCCUGAUGAUUGCUCGGAAGGUAGCCAUGGAGUAAGUACCGAGGAUGGGUCUGAAGGAUUUGUGGAAGAGGAAACACAAACGCUGGAAAUAUUCCUCGUAGAAGAAUAUUGCAAAGCGCUGUUGCCUACCAAAGACAUUGUUUCAUCCAUUGGGGGUGUUGUCGAGUGGGCAAAAGCAGUCAUUCACCUUUUGCCAUUAGCAAGUAAGCUACAAACCGGUCACCCAAUAAUCCACUUCUUGCGAGUGUGUCAUGAUUUUUUAACAGAAGUGCUUCUACAAGAAUCACUUAAACCACUGCCACUCUAUCAUAUCGCAGAGAUAGGAUUGCAAAAAGAAGUCCAAGAGAAAGGUUUUCUUGACUCCCCAUUAUGUUUUCAGCAUGUUUGUGAGGUUGUUGAUGGUCUGAGAAAAGACCUUAAAAAUGAGGAUGUGGCUGACGAAUUCAUGCUGAGAAUGUUCGCAAGAUGCAUUGAUUCAAAUCAAGACACUGAAGUGAUGCCAGACAUUCUGCAGAAAAUAUCGCUCUCGGAAGACGAGAGGCUGUUGACAUUAGCAUACCCCAUCAUCUAUCGAGUGCUGAGAUCGGAGAAAGAGGCCUUCGCUUUAGAAAACUACGACCAGGUUCUGUCAAAUAAGAUUGAUGAAUUCCCUAAUCUGGUUUUGCUUAGCGAUGUUCUGUCAGCAAUGCAGCAAAUGAAUAAUCGGUUUGUUGUCAUGUGCUGUGACCUAAUCAGUGAGGUGGCAUUCAGGAAUAUCAAGGUUGAGAUGCUAUCUGGUUCAGAAAGCCCAGAGCUGCGUCAUUUCAACAAGGCCAUGGGGAUUUUACUGCAAGAGAAUAUUGACAGCCUUUUUACUACUCUGUGUAGCGUCGCCUAUGUCAGAUUCUUCUUGGCGUCUUUGGCAGAAUUCAUAAGAAAACACCCUAAUUCCCUGACGGAGAAUGCUGACGAAUACUCUUUGCUCAUUGAUGACAUCAAUGCCGCUAUGACCGCAGACAGCCCCACAGAAACAACACGAAUGCAGGUUGGCAUUUUCCUUCUUAAGCAAGUCCACGAGAAGCUUCCUAUGUUCGAGUUGAAACGCAUAUGUGAGCAAAACAGCAGAUUGAAAGCACUAAAGGAUCUGAUGUGGAGCAGCCCAGACCCAGCUGUUAAGUUGAGUCUAAAUCCUUUCGACGACUACGAGAAUUCCUCGACAGAGGAUACCUCUUCCCAUCCAGAUUCUCUUAACUCAAGCAAAAGGAGGAUGAAUUUUGCUGCUUCCAAGGUGACCUCGUUUUAUCUACUUCGCUCUGCACGCAACAUCAAGGACACAGAAGACAAGGCAGCAGAUCUUAUCGCCCAACAACUAAAGGAUGUCUCAAAGCCGUAUGAAGAAUUCAUUCUACGAAUCCUUAACCGGAAAGCGUUUGGAUGCCAGAAGCUAGAUAUCUCCCCAGAAACAUGCUCAAACGACGUUCAACUGGCAGCUUUCCUUGCUCAUCUUACGGCUGUGAUCACCUCCAACUGCAACGAAAAGAGCCAAAGCACAUUAGAGCUUCUGUUGACAGAUCCCGUUAAGCUAAAAGGCGCGUGUAUUCCCAGUCUCCCAAAGAAAAACCCCGAAGAGUACAAGACUAGAAACAUCAGCAUUGUCACUAGCAGUCAGAUGCAAUGUUACUGCGAGAAAUGCCAGGGACUUACGGUAAUGUUCAAGUGUAGUACCGCAAAACCACGUUGUGCCAGCUGUGGCUCCUCGAAAGAACCUUACAAGGAGGACAAGGCUAAGCAUUCUGUGGAAGCCCAGCAAGAGGUUAGCACAGGCUAUGUUCACUGUGAAACGUUUUCCCUGACAGACGAGACCAUUGCCAUUCGCCAACUCACGCCAGUAGAGUUCCGUGUCUUACAUCUACUUAUCCAUUCUUUGUUACUCAUGGGGAACGCCAUUAACCUCAUAGAUAAUGAGAAACUGGCAAAGUUUCUUUUCAAAGAUGACGAUUCCAAGAAUGCAAUUGCGUUUUGUUUGGAGCACGUUACAAAUGACCUUCAGGCUCUUUGUAAACUUCUCUGCUCAAACAAUGAAGAUGUCACCAACUUUCUCCAUUGUGCUCUCAAGGAAACUACCUCAUCACUUCUGAAGGAUUUUGGUGUUCCUCUCCCUCUAGGCGACGCUUCUAGAUCAAAAUGGGAAAGAGGGUUUGCAAUGGCUCUCCUUCCUGUCCUGGAAAAAUUCCAGCACUGUAAAAUCAAGCCGUCUCCAAGAGGCGACGCCCAAACCCAAAUCACAGAAGACUUGGUCAACGAAGUUGUUCAGCCGUCUUGUGAAGUGCAGCUUCCGGUUCCGAGCCUAUUUCGCAAUUUGCGCCCAAAGUCGUUCCAGGCACUUCGAUGCAACUACAUGAACAGUCCACGCGAUUUGCAAGAAAAACACGCACUUAUCGGACUGUUCCUGGAAUAUCAUGACAAAUUGCGAUUGGUUAACAAUCUCGUUCCUAUCAUUAAGUGGUGCCGCCUGGUAGAAAACCUCCUGGGUCGACGCUUGACCCGAGCCCAAGCAAAGGAUAAACCGAUCGGAGAUGCUGUCAUCAGAGGAGGGGAGGAGCUUCUGCAGUUGGCAAACGCCAGUCGAGAGACUCUGGAGAAACAAUUUGAGUGUUUCAGGAAAGCAUGGGAAGAUACAGUGUCAUGCAUGAACACAGAGACGAGCGGUCUCGAAAAAUCUUACAUAGGAGAGAUGGACCCUAUAGGCUAUUGCCUGGUCGAACAGCACGAUUAUGGCCAAUCCCUCUGCAAGGUACUUGCAUUUUUAACAAGUAUGCAGAACGAGUUCUUGGAGAAAGUGCUAUCCGUUGCAGCAGCUGGAAAAUGCGCUUCUUUGGGGUUCUUACAGAAAGGGGCCUCCACCAGCUUUCUAUCAGCUGUACACUUGCAAGACGCUCACGAGAGUGAGGUCAUACAGUACAAGUGGACUGACAUCUUCUUGGACCACUGUCAGCAUCAUACAGAAUACGGGCGUGGCAUAGAGAUUAUCUACGAUCUUGAGAAAAUCGAGAAAGACAUGGCUUUCAAGUUCCUUCUUGGAAAGGCGUAUCUCACCACACAGGGAGGGCUAAGAGAAUUCGUUUUCUCCAAACGGCUAUUCCAUGACUGCGCCCAAAUCCUCACAGAGCUCGAACAAACCGUUCCCCAAGAGCCUCUUCCUGAAGAAGUCAAAGGAGGGUUGAAAAGCUUGAUCGAGGACCGUCUAGAGAAUGCUAAAACUUUACUUGAGAACACCGAGAUCGUUCUUUGCUUCUUAAAGCGAACAGGAGGCAAACCAGACGAGAGCCUCAAGAUGUACACUACCAUCUGGAAGUCUCAAGGUUUCUCCAAAGACCUUUUCCCGCGGCUCCAUGACAACCUGAGGCUGAAGCACGUCGUGGCUCUAUACGAGUUCUUGGAAGAUAAACUCUCUGAUGCCGCUGUCAGUUGCGUAGAGAAGCAGUACCGACAGGAGCUCCCAGCCGUAGGGCUACAAGACAAGAUUAAGGAGCUUGAGGAGGAACAGCAGACAGACGUACUGGACGCCGCUGUAGUUGCUCUAAAGCGUUUCAUCUUCAGGUACAUCGAUAUGAAGCCAGAGCCAGGGCAUCCACUUAAGCUCUACAUGGCGGAUCCAUCGCUAUGGCCUAUGGGUGUGGUUGGUGAGCGCCCAGACAGGGAUAACUACGUAUUGUCAAGGGUGGUAACCAAAGUCUUUCCCGAGAUGCUCGUGACCGCGCAUGUGCACGCUCUGCUAGAGUGCUAUGAACAGCAACUCCAGGUGUUCCACGAGAAAAGAAAGGCACCACGCUUGAGAACGAUGUCCUUACAGUUUACAGGACCCACAGGAACUCGACGGCCCAAGCGGAAAGGCGGACGUGGGGGUAUUGGGGCAGGUUUCUCGUGAAAUGCACAUGGUUUCUUGUCACGUGCACUAGCAUACCUUAUAAGGAAGGCUCCGUGCAAACUGCCUGAUGGCUGGAAUUGCUUGCAAUGGGCUUAACAAGAUAAACGUUCGUCUAUUCAAUCAAGCACUUUAAUUUAGAACGCUUGUAUAUCACCCCUUUCAACGAUACUAGAUGCUAGUCUCAACCAGGUUUCUAAUGAUUAGUCCAAGCCAGAACUCAACGCGAAUAUCAAAUAACAGCAGUAAAGUGUAUUAGGUUGCAAGCUCUAAGUCUGAUUGACGUCAUGAAAAAAGAACGUAGAAAGCAGCAUCUAACAAAACCUUUUGUAGCAGAUAUACCACACUUUCCUUGUAGUAUUUAGUUAUUUUAUCGAAGUUUGAUCAAGAAAAGGAUAAUAAUAAUCACAUUCAAAGUUGUAGUCCACGAUAAAUAAGUUUAAUUGAGUUAAUAACUGUAAAGUGGUGGUACCAGUGGUGGUACCAGUAGGGUACAGGGCGCCGUGUUAUUUCUGGAGCGUACAUCUCUUGUUCAGUGGUCAACAAAUAGUCCUGACGUACAUAUAACAAAUAGCCCUGACGUACAAUAACAAAUAGUUCUGACGUAUAUAUAACGUCACAGCGUGUUGUGAAUUAAAAACGGUACCUCA